AUGACAACAAUUAGAACCUUCCUAGCUGUGGCAGUUGCAAAAGGAUGGGACAUCCAACAAUUAGACAUCAAUAAUGCAUUUUUGCAUGGAGAUCUAGAUGAGGAAUCCACAGCAGAUCCAUCUCUGUUUACCAAAGCAUCAGACACUUCAUUUAUGGCUCUUCUCAUCUAUGUAGAUGACAUAUUGGUUGCAGGGACAGACUCAUCACAGAUUGAUAGAUUGAAACAGUUCUUGGAUAAGACAUUCAAGAUCAAAGAUCUUGGACAUCUGAAUUACUUUCUGGGGAUUGAAGCAUUCAGAUCUACUAAUGGUCUCAACAUUUGCCAAAGAAAAUACACCUUAGAAAUCCUAAAGGAGUAUGGCUUCAUGGAUGCUAAACCUGCAAAGACUCCCAUUACUGCAGGCCAGAAACUCAGUUCUCUUGAGGGAACACCACUUGAUAAGCCAGAAGUUUAUAGAACACUGGUUGGGAAGCUGUUAUACUUGACAAACACCAGACCUGAAAUCACAUAUGCAGUUCAGCAGUUAAGCCAGUAUGUUGACAAGCCUAGAAACACUCAUCUUAUGGCUGCUCACAGAGUGUUGAGGUACUUGAAAGGGUCUCCUAGAAAAGGGAUGUUUUAUCCAGCAAACUCUCAAAUAAAGCUACAAGGGUUCUCUGAUUCUGAUUGGGCUACUUGUGCAGAAACCAGAAAGUCUGUUACAGGCUAUUCCAUUUAUCUUGGCAAGUCCUUAAUCUCUUGGAAGACAAAGAAACAAGCUACUGUCUCUAGAUCAUCUUCUGAAGCUGAGUAUAGGGCCCUAGCAUCCACUGUUUGUGAGGUCCAAUGGCUCUUAUAUUUGCUUGCAGAUCUGAAAGUCAAGCCUAACAGCCCCGCUACUCUAUUUUGUGAUAACAAAUCUGCAAUUGCUAUUGGGGAGAAUCAUGUCUUUCAUGAAAUAACUAAACAUAUUGAGAUAGAUUGUCAUGUUGUUAAGCAGAAAGUGUAUGAAGGGAUUAUAAAGCUAAUGUCAGUUCCUUCACAAAAACAGCUUGCUGAUGGCUUCACCAAGGCACUGCCAAUAUUGCUUGUUCCGUCCAUCCACGGUAGAGUGACUCAGAACUUGUUUACGUCUUUGAUUGAAAAGUGGACACAAUUCUGCUUGAAGGAUCUAAUCUUUGGAAAGGAAUUUGCGAUGCCAAACCCAAUUAUGCUUGAAGGGGUUCGGAGAAGCGAUGGAGUGAAUGAUAAUAUCUUCUGGAGCCCGGAGAGCAAUGGGCGCUUUUCCGUUUCAUCUGCUUGUGGAGAGUUGGAGUGCGAUUUGGAGACUGAAGGUCCCCAAUAG
Messenger RNA from Ipomoea nil (Japanese morning glory), 1326 nucleotides. RefSeq lists its product as uncharacterized. The coding region runs from base 1 to 1326 and encodes 441 amino acids. NCBI's taxonomy places the organism in Eukaryota, Viridiplantae, Streptophyta, Magnoliopsida, Solanales, Convolvulaceae. The record is from RefSeq and is a predicted model, not a curated record. The transcript has 3 exons.